Molecule: messenger RNA, 2144 nt
Organism: Coffea eugenioides
Lineage: Eukaryota; Viridiplantae; Streptophyta; Magnoliopsida; Gentianales; Rubiaceae
Exons: 4
Coding region: 130-2037 (635 amino acids)
Source: RefSeq, a predicted model, not a curated record
AAGAAUCUCCCACGACAAAAUCUUUCCUUUUUUUCAUCUCUUCUAGUUUUCUUCUCCCCUGUUUUGUUUCUUUUAACUAUCUAGAUUGUAUUGGAUUUGUUUAAUCAAAUUCCAAUUGAAUCGGAAGGGAUGGUGGUGAAGAUGAUGAAGUGGUCGCCGUGGCCGACUCUGGCCACCAGAAGGUACAAGGUGAAGGUGAAGUCCCUGAAGCUCCUCCUAGGAUGUUCGGAUGAUGACGACGACGACAUUGAUCAUAGUGCUUGCGCUCUAGAUCAAGGAGACGUUGAGGAAAAGGUUAUAGCCAUCAAGAUGAGAUGGAAAGGCGAACCCAAGUUUGGAUUGGUCCCUUUUCAUCUACCAUCCUCCAAACAAUGCAGACAUUUUUCCAGGGAAAAGGUUGUGAAGAAAUUGGAGGAAGGAAAUAUUAAGGCCAUUGAAUGGAAUGGUGAUGAGGUGUUGGAGUUGGAGAAUUUCUGCAGCUUUACAAUUGUGUCAACCAGUCAAGAUGGUCGUCCAAAGUUUGCUCCUUGGGAUGUGUCCUUCAGUCUUUUAUAUGGAGAGAAGAAGAAGAAGACAGAGAGCAGCAAGGGUAAAUUGGUGGUGAUUGGAAGGGCCUCCUUGAAUAUAGCGGAGAUGGUGGCUGGGAGGAUGAUGGAGCCUUCUCCUGAUGAUUAUGAUCUUCAUCAAGAAGUUGAAGCAAAACUUCCCAUCAAUCUACAGAUUGGAGGGAUUACCAAAGAAGCCCAUUUCCUGGUGCUGAUGGAUGUUGCUGAGAUAAGGGAUUCGCACGACUCGGUCCCUAACUCGGUUGACUCAAGUGGAGUAUGGAACGGAGGCGGGGGCAACUCGGAUGAGUCAUCCGGAGGAGUUGACAAGGAAGAUGGUGGGGAAGCCAACUCGGUCAAUGACUCGGGACCGUGCUCGGACGCGCAAAUGGAACCGGCGAAGAAAAUGGGGCUGUUCUCUUGGAAAAGGAGGCGGUUAAGCUUUAAACCGACUCCGGUUAAAGGAGAACCGGAUGAUAAGAAGCCCGCCCGCUUAAAAAAUGAGAUUGAUAAUGACCCACAGUGCAGCGGUUCCUCCAAACUUGACCUGGUCACCUCCGGUUCAUUGCAGGUUGAAGAUAAAGGUGACUGGGAAUCAAAGGAGGUGAUUAGUAGGGAUGGACAAACAGAGCUCAAGACCAACGUUUUCUUUGCUUCUUUCGACCAAUGCAGCAACAAGGCCGCAGGAGAGAGUGCUUGCACGGCACUUGUUGCUGUUAUUGCCUAUUGGCUCCAACUGAACCGAGAUGCCAUGCCUACGAGGCCAGAAUUCGACGAUCUCAUCAUGGAAGGCUCAUCUGAAUGGCGAAAGUUAUGUGAAAACGAUGCCUACACAUAUGAUUUUCCCAACAAGCACUUUGAUCUUGAGACAGUAUUGCAUGCUGAUGUUCGACCAAUAGCUAUCUCUCGCGAUGAUUCGUUUGUUGGAUUCUUUAGCCCGGAAAAGUUCGAGGCACUGAAAGAAGCCAUGUCUUUCGAUGAGAUAUGGGAGGGUAUCAGCAGAGUAGCUGAAGACCAUGACCCAAGGGUCUACAUCGUAAGUUGGAAUGAUCAUUUUUUUGUGUUGAAGGUGGAGGCAAAUGCGUACUACAUCAUUGACACAUUGGGUGAAAGACUCUGUGAGGGGUGCAACCAAGCAUACAUUCUAAAAUUUGAUGAUUCCUCUCUGAUGCAUGGAAAAAGUGCGAAAGAAGAUGUCAACAAGGCUGAAAGCUCAGAUAGUAAGAGUACAAAUCCUAAUGACAUUGGAGAGAUCAUAUGCAGUGGAAAAGAAUGCUGUAAAGAGUUCAUCAAAAGAUUUCUUGCCGCAAUACCACUCGAGGAACUCGAAGAAGAAGAAAAGAAGGGAGCAGUUUCAUAUUACUCCCUGCAUCAUCGCCUGCAAAUAGAGUUGAACUUUAGCUAUGUAUUGCCCUCGUCUUUCACAUCAUCACCAUUCUCUUCUUCUUCGCCUACCUCUGCAUCUUCUAGUUUAACUGAUGUAUGUAUAUAACUACUGUAUAUAAUAAGAUUUGACUUUGUAAAUCCCACUCCGUGUCUAACUUGGCCGCACAGCCUAUAAAAUGUUUCAUUGACUUCUUCAGGGAUUCUAAAGCUGAG